UAUCCCUAAUUCCUUUCUAUAUUAGGAAGAGAGUAUUCUACUCAGUGCCCCCUCUUGUAAUAAAGAGCUCUGAGUGUUUUCAAUCCGAGACCCCUGUUAAGCUUCCUUGUCCCUGGAAGAACCCCACCGACAAUGCCUAUCCCACCCAUAGUUGUAUUUGGUGAGGACCCCCAGGCCCUCCAGCCAGCCACCCUCCAUAUUGUGGCUAUGACAGCUGUGGGGAGGGAGAGAGAAAGAGGAUCUCCCUGACUAAAUAGCCCCUGUGCUAGCCAUUUAAGCAAACUCCCUGUUUGAGAAUAAGGUUCUUGGGGAAUAAUUAUCCUGAUCUUGCCAAAUGACACCCUUUAUUUUCCGACCCCCCCCCCAACUUUGUGUACUCUGAAGGUAGCAGUGGGACAGCUCUAACUGAUAAGAGUCCUUCAGGCAGUGGUUUUGGUUGGAGUCCAGACUGAUUAUUUCAUGACCAGCUAGAGAAAUUCGCGAAGGUUCUUGGGACAAAUCGAGACAUUUUUUUGAGGGGUAAUUUAGAGGGUGGGGGGAGAGAGGAAAUGAGCCCAGUGUUGUGAACAGCUAAUCCCUGGGGAGAGGGGAAUCCGGGUGGGGAGUGGUAGUGUGAGAAACGCAGUUGAAAAGUCUGUCUCUCCUGCUUCUUGUUUCUCCCUCACCCCAUCCCCCCACCAUUUCCCCCUGUUGCAGGGUUUUGUUUAUAUAACUCAAGUUGUUUGGCUAGAUUCUUCAGGUGAAUUCCUUCUUUCUUCCUUUUAUUGUUACUGUUUUUGAUUGGACGUUUUGCCUCAUUGCAGAGAUCAAUGAUUAUUGUUAAGUAUUCUGUUAAGGAAUUCGCUGAAGUUUUUAAAAAGUAGUUUUUGCAUUUGAUUUGGAAGUGGGGGAUGGGAGGGAAGUUGCCUGGGCAAGUGAUUUUCCCCCCGCAUAAUCUUUUCAGGAACAAGGUGUUUUUCUCCUCGCUCGGGAAAACUUGAUUAGAAAUUACAAACAGUAGAUGAACUUGCAAGUUUUGUGGUUUGAAGUUUAGAAUUUUGGAGAGGUUGAAGUGGGGAUUAGAGAGAGGAGCAUGUAAUAAAGUAUAUAUUUUGUACCAAAUGUAUGUCUAGGCACAAGUGAAAUUGACCCUUGGGCUGUGAUUGAGUUUUGUAAAUGUGUGAAUGAUACCAGUAAUGUUGGCCUUAAAUACAGUGGCAGGAAAACUUGUAACUAUGGCUGUGUGUACCUUUUACACAAAGCAGUUUCAGGUUUUAUUUUUGUUUAGAAACUAGGAAAUGACAUGAUGGCAGAACCUGAGUUAUUUUUAUCUUGAAUUGAGACUGUCACACCUAAUGCAAAUUUCUACCUAAUGUUAAAUUGGGAUGGGUGGGGGAGAGAGAAUUCCAGCUGUCUUUGAUCAAUGUCAGAUUCUCAAAUUAUAUACUUCUAUAUUUUUUAGAAAACUGAGGAUAAAGGGUGAGGCCUAACUUGACCUGAUGCCUUUUCCAUACAGUGCCUUUUGUUCAUUUAGUAGUUGUGGCAUCUAGAAUGAUUACCGUAUUUAGGAGUCGGGGUGUGGGGGGUGGAGAGGGAGAGGAAAACAGACAAAGAACAGCAGGGUGUCUUUCUUUUUUUUCUUCCCCUAAGUGGCUUAUUUCAUAGCUUAUUUUUAGUAGAAGAUGAAGAAAGGCAAAGAUGCAUUGGCCUUCUGUUCUUUCCCCACCUUCCUCCUUUCUGACAAAAGAAAGCAGAGGCGCUUUAAAAUCGUAGAUGUCUGAGAUAAGAGGACCACAGUCUCAGGAUUUAGAAGCCAGAGGUUAUCUUUGUUUCGAGUCUGUUAUUUUCUGGUCUAAGUUAAAUUUUUUGUAUUUCCUUUUGUGUGUGCCUGUGUGUUGUGGGGCUGAGAGAUUUUGUGGCCUCCUUUCUGUGCUGAAUUCACAUUAGUAGGCACAAAUGGAGACUACGAUUUUUGAGCAAGGUAUAUUUAGCACAAAAUUUAAGGAAAAAUUCCCAACGCACUACUAAAAUGAACACAAUUGUGUGAAAGCGCCGAGGGUUGAAAAUGAAAGAUGGUGGAGAGGAAGUGGGAAAGGUCUGAAGGAAUGUACUUGCUUUUUACCCCCCCAGUGCCCCUUGGUGAUUUCGUUGGUAUGGAGGCUGAUAGCCGGUUUCGUUGCAGUCUUGUUUCAGCCCAUUUUUGGAUGUCUCCUGAGCGUAAUUAUGCCACCACGAUUUACAGCCUGGCAGGGAACCUAUAUAGUAGGAAAGUAGCGGUGUGGGGGUAGGGAGAGAAGAGGAUGUGUAACUAAUUGGCCACUGCCUUCCACUACCUCGUAGGUUCUUUCCGAGACGCUGUCCCUGGUUGUUUGGAGUCGGUGAUAUUUCUUUUGUGACGGGUUGGUAGGAGGAAAGCUGACUUCCAAGUUAUGGAGGGAGUGAGUGUUUUGCACCAAUGCAUUUAAUAAUCUGGGCGAUUAUGUUCUGAAACUCUGACUCAUUCAUUGUUUCUCUUCUGAUCCUUUGCUGAGGGUUGUGCAAACCUCUCCAGGAGCCUAGAAACUGAUGUACAUGACUUUUGGGCCCUGUAGGAAUGUGUCCCAGUCAAAAAACUUGCAGUGAGCCCAAAUCCUGUGGAAUGGUGGUUUUGAAUAGUGUUGCUGUUUGUUUGCAAAGUCAGGUAGAUUGGUGAUCCUGUGCUGUUCCCAGCCUGGCAAGCUUUGAGGUUUCUAUCUCAAACCUGCCCGAUUAUUUAGAUUGUCUGAGAACUGGGACUCUGGUGACCUUAAAGCGUGAUUUGCCCUAAAGGAAUAUCGGUUUAAGUUCUCCUGGGUGGAGGAACAAACAGCUCAGAUUACACGGGUUUCCUUGUUGGUGGGGGUUACUCGUCUCACCCUGUUGCACAGCCUGGUGAUCCUUUUAUCUGUGAACCAGUGGCCCCUGCUGAAGGCUAGAGCUGCUUGUUUUGGAAAAGCGUAUGCAGGCAAAAGGCCGCAGGCACAGCUCCUCACAGCUCAUUGGCUGCUCUGUUACUACCCGGAAAAGGAGGAGGGGCGGAGCUACCAAACAGCUGAUGGAGUGUGUGAUCAGAGUGUGUUUAUAUAUACAAAAGAAGUAGGGGCUGGCGAGGCCUUGUGAGUGGUGUUACCGAUCAGGUGUAUUUUCAACAAGUAAAAAGAGGAGAGGAAAACCUGCCUUGUUAGAGUACAAGAAAAUGUUCAAGGUUAAAUCAGAAAAGUGGAUCUGAUAAUAAUGGGGGCUCGGCAUGCAACUGUAUCUUGUUCUUGAGCACCGUAUGAAGGUGGAGUUUGGAAAGUUAGAGUGGAUCUUCCUGAUAAAUACCCUUUCAAAUCUCCAUCUAUAGGAUUCAUGAAUAAAAUUUUCCAUCCCAACAUUGAUGAAGCGUCAGGAACUGUGUGUCUAGAUGUAAUUAAUCAAACUUGGACAGCUCUCUAUGAUCUUACCAAUAUAUUUGAGUCCUUCCUGCCCCAGUUGUUGGCCUAUCCCAACCCCAUAGAUCCUCUCAAUGGUGAUGCUGCAGCUAUGUACCUCCAUCGACCAGAAGAAUACAAGCAGAAAAUUAAAGAGUACAUCCAGAAAUAUGCAACGGAGGAGGCACUGAAAGAGCAGGAAGAAGGCACCGGAGACAGCUCAUCGGAGAGCUCUAUGUCUGACUUUUCGGAAGAUGAGGCCCAGGAUAUGGAGUUGUAGUAGAAAAAGCACCUGCUUUUCAGAAAGACUAUUAUUUCCUAACCAUGAGAAGCAGACUAUAAUAUUCAUAUUUAAACAAAGCAAUUUUUUUUAUUACUAAACAAGGUUUUUAUGAAUAAUAGCAUUGAUAUAUAUAUAUUAUAUAUCACCCUUUAGAUCUUGAUUUCUUGGUCAUUUCUCAACCUGAGGUGCAUAGCAUAUUCCCACAUUCCAUUUUGGUAGCAAUAUGCGGUCUGAAUGCAUGCAUUCAUAAGUCCAUUUGGCCAAGUCAGCCUCCGUGCUACUGAACUGUCAAAAGAAAUAGCCGCUCUGAUAGAUAGACAUGAGUAAAAAUAACAGGAAAAAGUUGCUUUUAUUGAUGGUUCCAAAGAAACAAACCAAACCAACCAGCUCUUGGACGUGAAGAUAGAAUAGUGCUUUUUCAAAAUGGAAAGGAAAAAAUUGGAGAGGAAAAGGCCUGCUGUGGGAGCGUUUAGAGCGAGCCACGUCAGCAUCAGAGCUGCUCCUUCCUGGGCAUCGUAGGUGACCCCAUUUUUGUGGAGUAACAGUAUAAAACAGGGAGCUAAUUGGAGUAUUGAAACUUAAAACAAUUUUUUUGACUUGGAUUUUAAGUACAUUUUUAUAUGUAGAUUCCUGCCCUUCUCGCUACCAGGCCCUGCAGCCACAAGUGUUUGCUUUGGAGGACCUUUUGGAAAUGUUUUCUGAAUCUGAUUCUUUUUCUUGGGGGUAGACCUUGUAAUCCAGACCUUUUUUGAGAGAUACAGGACAGGAGAAAAGUGACUGGGAAGAUGUUUCCUCUCAUCCGACACCUGCAGAGUCACAUCCUCGCCCUCUUGUUGGCCACUUUGAGACCGCUGCCCUGGACUGAGAGCUUUAAGUUUGAGGGUGGUUGUGGGUUUGGGUUUGUUUUUGUUUUUGUUUUUGUUUUGGUGUGUGUGUGUGAAUUGUGCUUAGACAGGUUGCAGAUUUAAUCUUCACCUACCAAGAGAUGGCCUCCUCCUCGGACAGCCGCUCAGUGGACCAUUAGACUCGGGAAGAAGACCCUUCUGGUGGCUGUCCCUCCUGGGUACUCUCAUUCAUGUUUUCGUUUUGUUUUCCCUUCUGCUGCUGCUCUUGGCAGCAGCUUGGUCAUCGUCUGCUUGUGGGAGUGGGAAAUGGGUAUUUCAGACCCAGCACACAUUCUAAAUUUAAAACGAGUAAUAAUUGGAACAAAUAAAGGUUCUUGUGCCCAAAGUGACUCUACAUGGGAAAAACAAACACAGCUUUUUUUUCAGAGUGAGACUGAAUAGGAGGAAGGGAUUCAGAAAUAGGACGUAGUAGAACAGGUUUUGAAAGAAGAAAAUUUUCUCUCAUAUAUGUUAAGAGGAAAUCAGACAGUUUAAAUGCCUGCUAAUCAAAUGUUUACUUAGCUACCCAUAUGUCCAGGUUGCUGGCAGGGUUUCUUUCAGAAAGUGUUGGCCUGCUGAAUUUGGAGAACUUCAGACAGUAGCUGUGUGGGGUUUUUUUGUUUGUUUUUUGCCACAACCAAUAGGACAACAGCAGAAUUAGCCAAUCCUAAGAUCUUCUAAAGAUGAUUUUUGAAUGUCCCACGAGGAUAAUUUAAUUUCUCUUUCCAAUGUGUGUUUUUAGUUUAGAAGAGCUGUAUUCCACAAGAUUUGAGUCAAUGAGGUUGGACGAUAUCUUUUUUUUAAUUCAAAAAGCACAAUCAAUCUUUUCUUUGAAAAAUCUAUAUAAAGUACAACUUGCUUUUAGCAUGAUUAUUUUCCUAAAUAAAAAGCAAAGAAUUUACUUAUUUUAUGUUAAUUACGGGCAUGAAGCAAAAGGUUUUCUUUUUUAAAAAAAUUAAAAGUGCAGUUAUGUAGGGCUGUGGUUAGUUCACCGUACUGAGUUAUCUAUCUAGCAUUUGUGGCUUGUUGGAAGGGUAGUAUUAACUAUUUAACAUGUAAUGGUGUACUUUAACUCUUAUCUAGCACGUUGUCUUCUCAUUACUUUGGGGGAGGGAGGGUCUCUGCUGGCACUGUCUAACUUGCUUACCUGCUGAAUUAGCAGUUUGCUUGUGCUAUAGCCGUUACUUGUAGGUGCGACGUAGGGUAGGCUUAAAGUGCUGGGUGGUGACUUGAGUUCAAACAAUAAAAAAUUGUAUUUUUUCAAUAUCGUAUAAACAAUAGUGUUCUAAUUACCUUUCAAAAAAAAAUAAUGUCCAGAUAAUAAUUGCUUUUAAUCUUAUCAAAAAACCAAAAACCUAGGAGAACCAAGUUUAGGGAAGGUAUGUGAGCAGUGCCCCCACUCUGCUCCCUAACUAAAUCCGUGUUUCUCUAGCAAAAAACAUCAGCUUGCCUGCCGAUCGAGAGCUCCAGCACUAGGAACCCAGUGGUGCAGAAUUUCCAAAUGAAGAUUUCUUGGGGGAGGAUUUAAGGGCCAAGAAGCAGAUCUGAGUGUGGAUGCAAGUGUGUGUGCACAUAUGUGGGUCCAUGCAGGUCUGUGUGAUGAAGGCGCAGUUAGACUUCUCCAUGAGCCCUGGAUGCUCCGGGAAUUGCUGGCCACAUCCCGCUGGACCCUCUCGUUCUGUCCAAGUCUAGCCUUUCUGGGCACUCACCUUGGUCCUGUGCAUGUUUUUGGCUCUGUGUGGAGCUUUUUCCUCUCCACUGGGAAACUGACUUUGGAUACGUUAAACAGAAUCCCUUCUUACACCAACUUUUUGUCCCUUCCCUGUGCCUGAGAAAGGUAGGAGUAGGAAAGGAAGCUGGAAGAAGGCCUGGCUGUGACUCGGGACUCUCGGGCCCUCCGUAAUAGAUGCUGGAGUGGGUCUGAAGCAGAGGGUAGCACAACAUCAAAAGCUUUUCCAGGUUGUCCCAUCAUAGCUUUCAGAGAAGUAUCCAGAGCCCGUCAGCAAAGCUGAACAUUGUUGUCUCUGAGGGUGGUGGUAGGUCAGGGCUGCGUCCGCCUGUGGCCCUCCCCUUCCCUUCUAAUUCUCAUCCUUGUUGAAACCUUACCUUUUGGCUCAUCAGCACAAGCCCUUCUCUGCCCCUGUUCAAAUGACUGAGCUCCACCUCUUGCCAAACACCAACAAGCAAGACUGCUGCACCACAGCAGCAUGUGAUCCACUGCCCGCCCGCUGCCCCAGCACCGGGGCCUCGUGGGUUGCGUUUUAUGAUAGCCACCUAGACCCUGGCGUUUUUGCUCUUUGCCUCCAAUGGCACCUCCCUCCUUAAGCUUACUGUACAGUUUCAACCAGCGUUUUAUACCAGUGAGAUAGUUAGCAGAAGUUGCCACGAAUCUCUCCGGUACCUAACGGUUUUCUUCCACUUCAAAAGCUGUUCUAAUUGCCAACUGGCUGACCUAAGCUCCAGAAGAGUGUCUCCCCUUAAUGGAAUUUUUCCCGCAAAAGGCUCCCUGAAGCCCUAGUUGGCCUUGGCCUGGCACUUGUUUUUUAUUAGGCCUCCUGUCAGGAUGGCUGAGAAUCAUGGAAGACAGAUCCUCUGCUAGCCUCCGUGGUGAAGCUGUUUGACACCAAGUUCCUGAGAACUAGUGUUUGAUUUUAAAAGGCAUGUGACCCUUCUGUGUUCUAGGGACUCAAUUAGAAAAGUGAAAAUUAGUAAGAGUAUUAUUCCUCUCACCAACUUCCUGACUGGGUUCUCAGUCUUGUUGACUGAAAUCAAAUCAUUUCUGACUGGGCUCAAAGACCUGUGUUUCUUUGGACUUCUGAAUCCAUGUGCAUAUUUCCUCUGGCCACUGAACACCUUGGCGAUUCCAUUAGGGUCUGGAUGGGGUGAGGUCUCUUGGGGAAGGGGGAGGAAGCCCUUGGGUGUGCAGGUUCUCCACUCACCUGAGGAAGGGCCAGGACUCUGAAUUCAGCAAAUACCCGUCUUGGCUGUGGGCUUGGGAAGAAAUGGCCUUUAUUUACUGAUUGUAUUUGGUACAUAUUGUGUGAUACUUGAAGAGAUAAAAGGGAUUUACCAGCCCUUAAUUGAAAUCUAAGCUUUUUAUCACUUAUUUUUUCCUUGCCCUCUCUCCUCCCUUCCACCUUUUCCCUUGCAUUGUGAUGAUCUAGUGGGCACUUCUGUCAACAAGACAAAUGCCUCCUCUGACUAUAACCUCUUAAUAGUUGUGUAUAAUGAAAACUGUAAACUUUUUUAAAUAAAAUGUGUAUAUACCUUGG
Molecule: messenger RNA, 7849 nt
Organism: Sus scrofa (pig)
Lineage: Eukaryota; Metazoa; Chordata; Mammalia; Artiodactyla; Suidae
Gene: UBE2H
Product: ubiquitin conjugating enzyme E2 H
Source: RefSeq, a predicted model, not a curated record